Caenorhabditis briggsae is the source of this 1440-nucleotide messenger RNA. RefSeq names its product Protein CBR-DPH-2 (gene Cbr-dph-2). Gene Ontology annotation, molecular function: 2-(3-amino-3-carboxypropyl)histidine synthase activity. Lineage: Eukaryota; Metazoa; Nematoda; Chromadorea; Rhabditida; Rhabditidae. Gene Ontology annotation, biological process: protein histidyl modification to diphthamide. The transcript has 8 exons. The record is from RefSeq and is a predicted model, not a curated record. The coding region runs from base 1 to 1440 and encodes 479 amino acids.
AUGACUGAAUCUGUACCUGGCCCGUUUUUCACAACAGCAACGCCGACAGAUCACAUACAAGAUGAACAAUCUCCAUACACCGGAUAUUUCGAGAGUUUGUCAGAGAACGACAUUCACUUAUUUUUCGAAAUCGAAGCUACCUCUGAAUGGAUUAGGAACAGUAAUCAUCAACGGAUUGCUCUCCAAUUCCCCGAUUCGCUUUUACCGUAUUCCAAAAGAGUCACAAAAUUAAUUGAGAGUAAAAUAGGCGACGAUGAGAAUCCUGAGAUUGUUAAGAAGACCUUUGUUCUCGCAGACACAACUUAUCGGAGUUGCUGUGUAGAUGAAGUGGCAGCUGCUCAUGCGAAUUGUACAGCUCUAGUUCAUUUUGGAGAAGCUUGUCACAGUGCUCCAACAGAUAAAAUUGAUGUUAAAUUCGUUCUCGGAAAUUUGCCAACAUUCAUCGAUGAGUUCAGAGUGAAAUUGAAAGAAAUCGUCAAUGAAUUAUCCACUGACCACAUCGUUCUUCUAAUGGACUCCUGUUUCGCCCAUGAACAAGAAAAAGUUGUUGCAGUAAUCGAAGAAAUCGUUCCACCCACUAAAAAAGUGUCAUGUGCAUCGCUUCCCAGCGAGGAAAAUCUGAAAGAACAUCGAAAAAAUGUGUAUCUGGGACGUGAAAUUUCUGCGGCUCUUCGUGAUAAUCUACCUGCGGACCUUAUCUUCUGUGGCUUCCCGAACUCUCCAUUGCUGCCCAUUUGGCUUCUAUCAUAUCCCAGUUGCAUGACGGUCACCCAUUACAAUCCGAUGGAUAAAUCGAUUCAGCAUGAAAAUACCCGUUCGUCUCGUCUUCUUCGAAAACGACUUUUUCUGGUUGAGAAGCUGAAGGAUGCGGACACAGUCGGACUGGUCGUCGGUAGUGUUGGCGUCGAUAAGCAUCGCGAAGCGGUGAAACGAAUGCGAGAGCUAUGCAAGGCAGCCGGCAAGAAAAUCUAUGUAAUCUCCGUAGGAAAGAUCAAUGUCCCGAAACUGUCCAAUUUCUCAACUGAUAUCGAUGUCUUUGUUCUUCUUUCCUGUCCAUUUGGAGUUGUUUUGGAUUCUUCCGACUACUUUAGACCCGUCGUUUCUUUCUUUGAAGCAGAGAUCGCUCUGAAUCCUUCGAAGACGUGGGCAGCAGAUUUUGGAUGGUCGGCCGAGUUCGCCGCGUUCCUUGAAGAUAAAAUCGAAACGGAAGUUCCUGAAGUCGACGUUGGAGAUUUCAGUUUGAUUUCUGGAAAAGUUCGUGUUGUGACAAAAGAAGACGAAAAAGAAGGAGAUGGUCCUCGUUCGAUUGCCAUUUACAAUCCUGGUUACUGUAACGAUCGAACCUGGAAAGGACUGGAUGACGGCAUCACUGCAUCUGAAGAUUCGACAACAGUGACCGAGGGAAGGAGUGGAAUUGCUCAAGGAUAUUCCGGAAAAUAG